AUGAGAAGAACCCUACUCAGACCUCCAUUCUUUUACUCCUCUUCCCGUCCCCUUCAUUUAGUCGAUCCCAAAUCAUGUUCUUUGUAUCGCAAUGGCAAAUUAUUUCCAGAGAAUUCAGAGUCCAAUGUCACCUGCGUUUUCGGCGCGAAUUCCAGGUGUGUGUUCACGAACACUCUUCUCCCGCCUCCCGAAUGGAUAGAACCUUUUGUGGAUGUCUCUGAUGUAGUUUCAAGCUCCCAAGGCGUAGACCCAUCUCCAUGGGUGGCCCAAAUUUUGAAUCUUCUAGAUGGGUCUCCGAACAUGGAAGCCAAUUUAGAUUCUUUUUGUCGCAAUUUUUUGAUUAAGUUAUCGCCUAAUUUCGUUUCGUUUGUUUUACAAUCCGUUGAGCUUCGCGAGAAGCCUGAAAUUGCUCUGCGAUUCUUCUAUUGGACGGGUAAGCAGAAGAAAUAUGUUCAUAAGCUCGAAUGUUAUGUGUCUUUGAUUGAACUCCUGACUUUUUCGGCGGAUUUGGUCAGAAUCCGGUUGCUAUUCCGUGAACUUAAGGAUAAGGGUUUGUUGAUGAGUCUAUCAGCGGCGAAUUCUUUAAUUAAAAGCUUUGGGAAUCUUGGACUUGUUGAGGAACUGCUGUGGGUAUGGCGACGAAUGAAGGAAAAUGGGAUUGAACCGAGUUUGUUUACUUAUAAUUUCUUGGUUAAUGGAUUGGUGAGCUCCAUGUUUAUUGAAUCUGCUGAGAGGGUUUUUGAGGUUAUGGAUAGUGGAAAAAUUGUGCCAGAUACUGUGACAUAUAACAUUAUGAUGAAAGGAUACUGCAGGGCUGGGAAAACUCAGAAGGCAAUGGAGAAAUUUAGAGAUAUGGAAAUGAAGAAUGUGAAACCUGAUAAGAUUACAUACAUGACAUUGAUCCAGGCAUGCUAUUCUGAAGGGGAUUUUGAUUCGUGUUUGAGUCUUUACCUUGAAAUGGAAGAAAAAGGGGUGGAAAUUCCUUCUCAUUCUUAUAGUUUGGUCAUCGGUGGGCUCUGUAAGCAAGGAAAAUGUAUGGAAGCUUAUGCUGUUUUUGAGAAGAUGAAUCGGAAAGGUUCUAGAGCAAAUGUUGCUAUUUAUACGGCUUUGAUUGAUUCGUACUCGAAAAGUGGGUGCAUGGGAGAGGCCAUGAGGCUCUUUGAGAGGAUGAAAAAUGAAGGGCUUGAACCUGAUGAAGUAACUUACAGUGUUGUCGUUAAUGGAUUGUGCAAGAGCGGUAGAUUGGAGGAUGCAAUGGGAUAUUUUGAUUUCUGCCGAAGUAAAGGAGUGGCAAUCAAUGCCAUGUUUUAUGCCAGUAUAAUUGAUGGACUUGGAAAGGCUGGGAGAAUUGAAGAAGCAGAAAAUCUGUUUGAAGAAAUGUUCAGAAAGGGUUGUGCUCGAGAUUCAUAUUGUUAUAACGCCCUUAUAGAUGCUCUAGCCAAGGAUGGGAAGAUUGAUCAAGCUUUAGCACUCUUUGGGAGAAUGGAAGAUGAAGGUUGUGAUCAGACGGUUUAUACAUACACAAUUCUUAUCGAUGGGCUGUUCAAGGAACAUAGAAAUGAAGAGGCCAUAAAACUAUGGGAUACGAUGAUUGACAAAGGAAUUGCCCCAACUGCAGCUUCUUUCAGAGCUCUUGCCAUAGGGCUCUGUCUUUGCGGCAAGGUGGCCAGGGCUUGCAAAAUCUUGGACGAUCUAGCACCAAUGGGUCUCAUUCCUGAGACGGCAUUUGAGGAUAUGAUCAACACAUUGUGCAAAGCUGGACGCAUCAAGGAAGCCUGCAAAUUGGCAGAUGGGAUCGUGGAUCGGGGUAGGGAAAUACCGGGAAGAAUCCGUACUGUUCUCAUCAAUGGCUUGAGAAAGGCAGGUGAUGCUGAUUUAGCCAUUAAACUGAUGCAUAGUAAGAUUGGUAUAGGAUAUGAUCGGAUGGGUAGUAUCAAAAGACGAGUCAAGUUCAGAACACUUAUUCAAAAUUAAUCUUCCCUGCUCUCAUGCUAUACACUUAUUUUUUAUCGUUUCUUAAACCCUUACAAUGCCCAUCACAAGUUUUAUUUUGUUA
Molecule: messenger RNA, 2056 nt
Organism: Momordica charantia (bitter melon)
Lineage: Eukaryota; Viridiplantae; Streptophyta; Magnoliopsida; Cucurbitales; Cucurbitaceae
Product: Pentatricopeptide repeat (PPR-like) superfamily protein
Molecular function (GO): protein binding
Source: RefSeq, a predicted model, not a curated record